AUGAGAGCAGAUUACCAAAUGAAUUUUUAUUUAUUACUAACAUCACUUACUGUUUCGUCUGCUACAACUACUCCUGUAUCCACUUCAACUGCAACUUUUAUCCGUUCGAAACGGUACCAUUGUGAGGAAGAGAUUCUCGACGCACAACGGACCGACGAAGAGGCUAAUGAUAAACAAGAGGAAUUGGUAGACGCUGAUCAAUUGUAUGAUGGCAAUGAGGAUACGUGCAAAGCGCGGUGUGAUGCGCAGUGGAAGAGUGACUUUAAUGUUCGUUUUUCAUGCAAAAUAAUGCUGAUGGCAAUGGCGGUUAUGAUGCGAUAUUCAAUGAACCCAUCAUUUAAGCAUUCAUUAAGGUUUUCUUUAGCCAAUCAAGUAUUAAACUACUGA
Messenger RNA from Anisakis simplex (herring worm), 387 nucleotides. The record is from the annotation of a GenBank genome assembly. Lineage: Eukaryota; Metazoa; Nematoda; Chromadorea; Rhabditida; Anisakidae.